Anopheles funestus (African malaria mosquito) is the source of this 4245-nucleotide messenger RNA. RefSeq lists its product as uncharacterized. NCBI's taxonomy places the organism in Eukaryota, Metazoa, Arthropoda, Insecta, Diptera, Culicidae. The record is from RefSeq and is a predicted model, not a curated record. The transcript has 9 exons. The coding region runs from base 1161 to 3992 and encodes 943 amino acids.
CAUGGGUGGCAACAACCUUAAACGACACGGUGGAUAUUUUUGAACAUGACCUAAUGUUGUAUAUGUUGAUCUAAUCCACUUAUGGUGAGCCCAUUUCAUAAUAUUUCAUCAUAUACAGUGACUACAUGAUUGAACCGAAACCAUACCCUCACUAUCUUGCUAUGGGUAAACAGAAUCAAAUAAAGCCAAAAUUGAUAAAUCAGGUUUUAGUAGAAAGACGUAACAAGAAAGUACACGUAUUAAUUAACGGAAAGUAAUUGAUGAAUUCUUUUACUAUUGGUGAGGAUUGAUGUAAGUUAGUCUAAUUCGUAACAAUCAGCCUACAAUGACGUUCUUACGACUUUCUACAGUUCAUAAAUCUUUCAUUGAAACUACAGUAGAACGUGGAUUAUCCGAGCUGCUCGGGACCGGACUGAUGCCGGUUAAUCGAUUUCCACGGAUAAUAGUUCCGUAAAUAUCAAGGCCAUUUACAUAUCUAGAUAAAGCGUAUAUAGUAUCUAUAUACUAUACUGUGGUGGUCCUUUUGAUGUUAAAAAUGAUUCUGGAUCAAGCAAAAUAUUAUCAAACAACAAAUAAAGUUUUGAACGUAAAAUAAAAUCAUUUCAAAUAUAUCCUUUGGUGACGAUUUUAAUAAUUUUAACCAACCUGACUUCAGUACAAAUGUUCACCACGGUUGAAAAGCUUUCAAUUUUCGACGCUCGGUUAAUCCGCCCCCGGAUAAUCGACGUUCUACUGUAAUUAAAUUCAAACCAUUCGAGUAAUAUUCUAGCAUUAUUCGAGCAAAUGCUAGCAAUUUUUAACUCGAAUUGCUCCAUCUGUUUGCUUGUAGGGAAUUUGUCAGUUGGGUAGCAGCGUUUGAUGCAAGAAACUACCAACAUGGCUUUGUAUUUCAAGAUAAUAAGUUCGUACCAAAUUGAGUGUGGAUGCGAACAAAACAAUCAUUUGAAAACGAACCGCUCAACCGGGAACAUAAAAGUUACGAACCUUCCGCUGUACGCGGACCUGGCUGUAUCUGUAUCGAUGUAUGGUUACAACCGGAGUGCGAAUCAAGGUGUGAUUAAACUGAUCAAUAGUGAUAGAUUGAAUGCCACAAGUGUAACGUUUUCGCACAGCAAACAUUUCCGAGCCCUGCGGAUUGUAUACCUGCCGAUUGUCAUGUAAUGGUUUCUAGUACCGCGCACACCGAUGGCCAACGGACUUCAAAUGGUACGACGAGUGCAGACGAGUACAAUCUCGGCUUGAGGAGAAGUAUCGAUGCAAUGGAAGGCAAAGAAACAAGUGCACCUUCAUCACUUCUAUUGCCACCCACUUCACCUCUACUAGCGUCUUACAGUUCCCCCGGUAAGAAACCCAUCCAUACACAUGGGAACUCACAAAAUCACAUCUCCUCCGGGACGUCGGUAUCGCUCCGGCCGAAAGGACACUACCGAUCGUCUUCGCUCGAGAACAACCCGUUCCAUCCGCAUGGCAGCAAGCCGAUGGUUGGGCUUAACAUUGCUCAGGCCAGCUUCACGGGUACGUUGAAAUCUCGCCGUGAACAAAAGCGGAUAUCCGACUUCCUCAAUAAGCAAUCGUCGGGCUUUGGACCUGGAUCUAGUGGUGCCAGCUCGCUAACGCUCAUCUCCACAACGCGUGAGCCACAGUCCGAAAGCAGUCUGCGGAAGGCUCACUUCGAGAACAUCCGUGAGAUAUUCGAGAAAAACAAUAGCAAAAAUGCAGCAGCACAACAGCAGCAACUUAAUUUGAAGUCGGCGAAACUGGCGGGCAACCAGAUCAACACCACAGCAGCGGCAAUGAUGGCGGCCAACGUUGCAACGGCUAGCGAACUUGUCAGUCACGGUGGUAGUGCAUCCACGCUAGGAAUACCGAUCGAUGACAAACCUCCGAAAAUACAGUCUUGCAGUGGUAUUCUAGGAAAGGGCAAACAAGUGAUCCGUCCGAUUGCCUUCAAACCAGUUCCUUACAAAUGUAAUACACCAAAUUAUGGUGCCCCAAUCGGUGGUCGCCUGACGGAGCUUAGCGAUCGGUACGGUUCAACACCGUCGCUCGGUCCUACGAUGAGCCUGCAGUACAAAUUCGGAAGCACCACGGAUCUGCACCAUCUGCAACAGCAGGGCAGCAGUAGUGGAAGUAAUGGCGCAACACCGAUCGCGUCCGUGGGACCGUGCUCUAGCAACGGAUCGAUGGGAUCGACGUUCGGCUCGAUUGGUGGCAGUAUGAUGAGCAACAGUUACCACCAACAUUACCACCAUCCAUGUAGCAGUACCUUAAUGCGUAAAGGAUCCUCAACUAUACCUUUCAAGACGUACGAUAGUUUAGAGUCUAUUCUGAAGCUGCCGGAUAGCAUGAUGGCGUCCUAUCCGAAUCCCAGCCAUGGCCUGUACCACCAACAGGAUGUUCUCGAUAUGGCACCAUCACCAUCGGAUUCCGGCAUAUCCGAGCUGGAAGCAGCAUUGCGCGAUCGUGACUCCGAGCUAGCCUACCUUCGACAAACAAUGGAGCACAAUGAACAAGUAAUAUUCAAAGUUCAUCAGGACAAAGAAAAACACUGGGAGCAAGAAUUGAAUCGGUUGAAAGCGAUCCACGAAAGUCGCCUGCGAGCUGGCGCGCAAAAGGUCCACAAGCUCGAACAGUUGCUCAUGAUGCAGACGUUCCAACUGCGACAGGACAAGAAACGACUGCAAGAGGAUAACGCUCGACUGCAAACAGGCAUGGCCCAAGCGAAGGAUCAAACUGAACAGCAUCGAUCAGAGCUGGAACAAAUGCAGCAUAGCGCAAAGGAGCUGAAGGACCAAAACGGAGAUUUGCUAGAUGAAAUUCAAAUGCUGCGAAGAGUAAUAAGCGAUCUGAAGGAACGGCUGGAAGAGAGCGAAUGGAACCUGUGCCAGAAAAAUGGCGAAGUGGCACUGAUGAAAUCUCAUCUCAAGGAUGCACAGGCCGAAAUAUCUACGAAAGACCAGGAAAUUGUGCAGUUUAAAGCGGAAAUGAAGCUGCAAAAUUUCGACGACAUCAGCAUAAAGAAGUCGGAGAUAAAGAAGGAGCUAGAUUUUGAUCUGGAAAUUUCACAACUGAAUCGCAUUGUUAUCUUCAAAGAUCAGAUCAUCGUGCUGAUGAACAACGAAAUACAAAAGUUACGCAAGGAACUGUCUGAUAUUUCGAUAUUGCGAGGCUAUGAAGGUGCACCGACGGGUCGGUAUACCCGAUACAAAAAGAAGCUGGAGCUUGUUGCGCAGAAAUUCGAGGAAUCCGAUCGCCAUAACGAUAGCAACAACAACAAUAAUCAGCUCACCAAUAGCAAUAGCAGCAGUAAUAAACCAACAGAUUCUCCUGUGGAGGAGAAAAACGACAGCAAAGCGGUUUCCCCGUCCGCGGUGAUCUCCAGUAGUGACAUCAUAAGGAAUUAUUUCAACAGCAAACUCGAGAUGAACAAGAAGCUGUUUCUCAGUUCGCAGAUCUGUAACUACUCCGACGAGGAUAAGUCAAACAUUAUCGACGCGUAUGGCAGUGGCAAACAGGUCGGCAUGACUGAUAUCACGCUCGAUCUGAGCAGUUUGCUGCCGCGCUCAUUGACAACGAUGGCACAAACGCCAGUCGAGGAGAUAACGGUCACCGCUACUGAUAGCUAUCACCAACACAGCUCAUCAGACGAUGAUUACAAAUCUAUGACACCGACGCAGGAAGAUCACGAUCACCAAGAGGAUGAGCAAGAAUCGAAAAUAUCCGCACAACCUAUUGAAACGCCGGCUCCUAAAGCAGGGACGCGCCAGCCAGAAAGCUCUGGUGAGCUGGAACGACUCAACCGCGAGCUACAGUCCUGCCGGGAAUGCUUUGAACAAGAGAAAGCGAAAUGGGCCGACGAAAAAGAAAAAGUCCUCAUCUACCAGCGUCAGUUGCAGAAAAAUUAUGUCGAAAUGUGCAAACGCACACAGCAGCUCGAAGAGCAGCUGAAGACUAUACAACUAGAACAAACACAUGAAGCAGGCCGAAACUAGAGCGCAUAUAGAAAAUUGGAAUACGCCAUCGGCGAAACGAGCACGGCUGUAGAGCAUAGGGUUCUAAACGGAUGUAAACUUAUAUAGCGUUUGUAUUAUACAUCAUACACUAGCCCGAAUUCUUGCCUAUUCUCCGUUUUGUGUGUUAGUGCAGCACACCGAUCAGAAUUGCCGAGUAGAAUUAGAGUUAGCUAAUUAAGUGAUUGAAAAGCGUUUUUUUGAAAAGUUGAAAUAAUAAUAUUUAAAAAGGUGA